Oncorhynchus nerka (sockeye salmon) is the source of this 2994-nucleotide messenger RNA. Its product is annotated as myeloid-associated differentiation marker-like. NCBI's taxonomy places the organism in Eukaryota, Metazoa, Chordata, Actinopteri, Salmoniformes, Salmonidae. The transcript is spliced from 2 exons. Gene Ontology annotation, cellular component: membrane. The record is from RefSeq and is a predicted model, not a curated record. The coding region runs from base 242 to 1096 and encodes 284 amino acids.
AGAGAGAGGUGUGACAAGUAGAGAAAAAAUAGUUUUUGAGUCAAGUCAGGGAGAGGAGGCAGGGGGAGCUCAGAGAGAGAGAGCUGUCCAAAGAAGUGCAAAGAGAUCAACAGUGAAAAACAACUUGGUGAGAAAACAAAAAAUCUACAAGACAUCUACAAUCGGUUUGAGUAGGUUAAAAGGUACAACCGCCGUACAGUACUGUACUCGACAGCCGGAUUUGACCAGAACUAGCAUCGCCAUGGUGACCCUGGACACGCGGACCCUGACGGUGCCCGUGGGCAUCGUGAGAAUGCUGGAGGUGGUCCUCACCUGUAUCUCCUUCAGCCUGGUGGCCUCGGUGGGUCACUUUGGCUCAUCCUACUGGGCCUGGUGCAUGUUCACCUGGGUCUUCUGUUGCUUCGUCACCCUCCUCAUCCUCAUCAUGGAGUUCACCACCCUCCAUGCCCGGGUGCCCAUCUCCUGGGAUGACUUCACCACCGCCUUUGCCAUGCUGUCCACGCUCAUGGUGCUGGCUGCCUCCAUCAUCUACCCCACCUUCUUCACGUGUGUCUCCUGCGGGAAGCAGAUCGCCGCCACCGUCAUUUCCUGUCUGGCCUUCCUCUUGUACGCCACGGAGGUGGGCCUGAUCCGGGCCAAGCCCGGCGAGAUCAGCGGCUUCCUCUCCACCGUCCCGGGCCUCCUCAAGGUCCUCGAGGCCUUUGUGGCCUGCAUCAUCUUCAUCUCUCUGGACCAUGGCUCCUACUCGCGGUUCCCAGGGCUCCAGUGGUGCGUGGCGGUCUAUUCGCUAUGUUUCAUCUUCGCCCUCAUCAUCAUCCUCUUUACUAUCUGCCGCCUGCUGUCGCUCUUCCCGUUCCCGUUCGACAAGGUGCUGACGGGCUACAACGUGCUGGCCGUGCUGAUGUACAUGACGUGCGUGGUGAUAUGGCCUCUCUAUAGCUUCCAGAACAACCACAGCAGACCCAACGGGUGUGGCCGCAACUGCUACUGGGAUAACCAGGUUGUAGUGGCGUUCAUGACCUGUUUCAACCUUGUGGUUUACAUUGUGGACACGGUCUACUCUUUCAGGCUGGUGUUCUUCGUCACCCCAGCUUAGGACAAAGGUCAAAGGUCACCUACCUUACCCAACCUGAGAACUGGCCCCGAAACACCUUGCCGGAUCUUAAACAAUAGACUGAACUUUGCUUUUGUAUGAAUACAGCAAACUGUAACCAUGCUGUUUUUUGGAACAUUAAUUGGUAUUGGGAGAACGUCUCUGUAUGGUGGAUAAUAACCGUUUUACUGGGCAAGAUUACAUUGUGAAUGAUAAUGCUUCUUCAUUGAAAAAAUGGGGUUAUAGUACUGCUAGCAAUUCACAAACCAUGAGGUGGAUAAGAAUGUUCUGAAUGCUUGGAUCCGUGCAUAGAUUCAAUGUAUAUUUUGUCUUCCCGUCUUUAAAAUACACAAGGAACUCUGCAGUGCACCCUACGCAGUCCACAUGGGCUGUAAUCAAAGUGAAUAGAAAGAUCAAAGAGCUGUUCUUGAUAUGUUCAUUUUAUUCUCAUAUUCUGUUCUCCAUUUCAUCUUUGCCUCUCUGGCCUUGAUUCAAUCAGUUCAGCGUUAACCCCGAUAACCCACAACUGCAUAGCAGAUCAUUGGUUUUACUGAUUUGACAGCUCCAACGAUGUUACACCUUUGUCAUGGCCCAAAUAAAAACAGAUCUGCUAUGCAGUUGUCGGCUAUCACAUCUCUAUCUCUCUCUAUAACAAUAAAAUAAAGAAAACAUUUGCUUAACACCUAUUCUCUUUCUACAACAGUGUUAAAGGACAUUCAGCAACGCUCCCUCCCUCUCCCUAUUUGCUAGGGUGUGUCUGCUAUGAGAGGCCCAUUGGAUGAAAUGGCAUGGGAUGUCGAAGUCCAGCCCAGGGCUUUGCUUUCAUGUCUCUUUCUGUGUUUGCUGAGUGCGGCGGGGAAGCCGACAGCGAGAUAAGUCUCAACCACACUCCGCUCCGUCCCACCUGGAUGACAUCACUCUCUUACACAGGCAGCAUCUGAAUCCCUCACGGACCGUGGCUUACCAUAGAUUCGAUUUGAUAGGGAACAUAUUGGGCCAUUCUGAGGCUGCUAAACUAAUUAUAAUUUCUAAAAAGACAGCAGAAUAAUUGUGGUUGGUGAUCUGUUUAUGGUAAUGAUGUCAAGGUCUCUCAUGCCCACACUUUGUUUUGUGAUACAUAUGGCAGGGGUUAUUCCUUUCUUCAUGAGAGAAAUUAAGUUAAGUGACGAAUGAAGAAUCAUUGUUCCAAAACAGAAGCCAACAGAAUGAUGGAGGUUCCUGAUCUGAUUAUGGUAAUGAAGUCAAGGUCUUUUAUGUCCACAUCUUUUCUUCUGUCUUGCAACCUUUGACAGGGAUUAUUGAUUUGUUCAAAAGAGAAAUGAAGUUAUGUUGCUGCUGUCUCCUUGGCACAGAUCAAGAGGGAGGUAAAAGUGAAAAAUGGACGAGGCAGAUAUAGAGAGAGGGAGAAGUGAGAGUGGGAGAGAAAGAGAGAGAAAGAGAGAGAAAUAGAGAGAGAGAAGAGGGAGAGUGAGAUAGAAGGAGAAGUAUAUAUAGAGAGGAGAAGGAGGAAGAAUAUGAGGGUAUAUAACAGUGAGAGGGAGUUAGGCAAUGCACUGACAAUAUUUAAAGGGAUCAUUGUCCUUCAGCUGAGACAGCUGCUGCUGUUGACACAACCAUGCAAUCUCCAUAGACAAACAUUGGCAGUAGAGUCAAUUAAUCAAAACAAUUGUACAUCUCGGUCAUUUUUCAUUAUUGUGUUAAACUGCCCUAGUGGCACCAGUGAAUCCAAAUGUAAUACAUUUUGUAAAUGAUUCCAAAAAUCUAGUGUUACAUUCAAAGUUGGUAUGGUACACUCUGAACUGGGGCAGUAGUAUGCAUAUAAGUAAUUAAGCAUUUUACGGUAAGGUCUAGACUUGUUGUAUUCGGCUCAUGUGACAAAUAAAGUUUGAUUUGAUAUCAUA